AUGAAUGUGCUUUCGGCAAUACUGGGCACGGACGUAACGCUGCGCCGCAUGGUGGAUGUCUCUACCAAAGAUGUGGAUGAAUACAGUUUGUUUGGAUUAUUCCUCACUGAUGACGAUGAGAUCCAAAAGGAGAAGCUCGUCUGCCGUGGGAAUGUCUCUGAUGUACAUUAA
Molecule: messenger RNA, 171 nt
Organism: Gongylonema pulchrum
Lineage: Eukaryota; Metazoa; Nematoda; Chromadorea; Rhabditida; Gongylonematidae
Source: the annotation of a GenBank genome assembly